Durusdinium trenchii is the source of this 996-nucleotide messenger RNA. Lineage: Eukaryota; Dinophyceae; Suessiales; Symbiodiniaceae. The record is from the annotation of a GenBank genome assembly.
GGUUAAUUGACAUGGAAAGACGAUACUGGUUCCGCAGCUAUGCUUUAUAGAAAAGUAUUUGGAUGCCUCGAACAGAUCCGUUUCAUCCGUCCAUCGGCAUUCCACCUGGAGAGUUGUGGUCGAGAAGGUCCCUGGAGUGACUGGCAUGAAAUAGGAGCUGUGGCAAUGACCUCGGAAACCAGGCGGGACUUGGGACCAAAGACAGGGUGGUUCUCCCUGGUUCUCCGGGUUUGUUGGCUUCAGUGGACAUCAGCGACAUAAGGGAGACGGGUGGUAAAUCCAGGUGUCUUCAGCUCGGGCCGCUCUCUUGAGCUCUCUUGAGCUCGGGCCAUCCCCGCGCCGGAUCGCAGCGUUGUUCUCCUGUCCGCCUAAGCGCCAUGGCUGUGGGCACCCUUGAGGAGGCCAAGGUGAAGGAGGUGAAUGGUUCCAGGCCCGAGGCCACCAAGCGGCCCUCCGUGCGCACGGCCGAGGGUGGGGCGCUGGCACAUCCAUUGUUUAAGCGCGCGGCGGAGCGUGCGGCCUCGUCGGUCUUCGAGAGUUGCCCUGAAGCAAGCACUGCGGAGUACAAGUCCGGAGAGGCGUCGAGCCCGGAGGCGGCGUCGCUCUGCGUCUUUGAGAGCACCCCGAGCACUUCCAGAGCUGACGCCGUGUCCGGGUACGCACCUCACACUGAAAGUGCGAGGAAGCUCAUCGAGGAGGCUGCGAAGGAAGCGGAGCAGAACCAGUUGCGGGGCGAGGAGGGCGCUGGGAGCUUGGCUCGCGAGGCGGAGGAGCUGAUCCAGAAGGCCGUGGAGCAAUCAGAUGGGGGUGCAGCCGCCGUGGUCUUUGAGAGCGUGCCCCUCGAGAGCGUCGCCCACGCACGGCACGACACGGAGAGCGUGUGCAGCGAGGAGGAGGUGACCGAUGACGAGGCCUAGGGAGACGACAACUGAUGGGCUACAGCUGACCUUUGCUCAGCAAGCGGCUGUGGGGUGUGUCCCGCUAAUGCGAGGGGAA